UUUUCCUGAUCACAGUAAGGAGGAGUCCAUGCAAACUCCUGUGUUCUCCUCCUCUACUUAACUGACUCCACAGAGGAGGACAGAGAUCAGUGGUCACACUGUUGAACAUGAUGGAGUACAGGACAGGACUGCUGCUGUUAGCUGUCUGCUGGGCAGGUGUUGAUGGUCAGAGUCUGACACAGUCUGAAGCAGUGGUUAAAAGACCUGGAGAUUCACACAGACUGACCUGUACAGGCUCUGGAUACACAUUCAGCAGCUAUGAAAUGCACUGGGUCAGACAGGCUCCAGGAAAAGGUCUGGAGUGGAUUGCAGUUAUUAGCUAUGAUAGUAGCAACAUUUACUACUCUGACUCAGUCAGAGGUCGGUUCACCAUCUCCAGAGACAACAGCCAACAACAGCUGUAUCUGCAGAUGAACAGUCUGAAGACUGAAGAUUCUGCAGUUUAUUAUUGUGCUCGAGACGCAUAUAUAGCAGCUGGGGACUAUGAUGCUAUGGACGUCUGGGGGAAAGGAACGAUGGUCACCGUAACGUCAGCCACUGCCAUUAUACCGACUGUAUUUCCCCUGACACCAUGUGGUAAUGAACUUGGAAGUACGGUCACUGUUGGCUGCCUGGCCACUGGCUUCACACCAUCCUCAGUAACAUUCAGCUGGACCCUCAACGGAGUUGCUCUGGAUUCCGUACAGUACCCUUCAAUGCUGAGCGGCAACACUUAUACAGGAAUCAGUCAAAUCCAAGUCAGUAGACAAGACUGGACAAAAGAGAAGAUCUACAAAUGUAAAGCCAAAAACACUGCAGGAGAGGUUGAGAAGAACGUCGAGAUAGUCGUUCAUCGGGUUGUCCCUCCAAACAUCACCUUGUACCCUGUGUGGGAAGGUGACUCCCCAGUCAAACUCAUCUGCUUUUUAAGUGGCUUCUUCCCAAACAACGUGACUGUGAAAUGGCAGGAGGGAAACCAACCUCUAAAAAAUGUUACUAAGCAAACAAUGCUGGAGAACAGGCCAGGAAAGAAUAACGUCUACAGCCUGAAGAGUGAGAUUGACCUGGAUAGGACAGGAUGGAAAAGUGGCUCCACAAUACAGUGCAAGGCCAAUCACGAAAACAAUGAGUAUAUCCAAACAAUAAAUGUCUGUCAAAUUUAUGCAAAUGCCCCUCCUUUCAUUCAUGUGAAGAUUCCCAGUUUUCAGACAGUAAUGGAAGCAUCUGCCGUAAAUGCAACGUGUGCUGUUCAAACGUUCUUUGACGCCAAAAUAACCUGGCUGCUGGAUGAAAAUGUUACAGCUACAGAAACAAUGAAACAAACGGGAAGUGCAACUCAGCUGGUCAGUGACUUCACUGUUUCAUCGAGUCAGUGGAAACAAAUCAAAGUCCUAUCUUGUAAAGUUGAACAUGAGUGCUUCAAACCUGAUACAAAGAGUGUAAAUAUUACAGGGCCUGCAGUCACCCCUCCAUCAGUGGAGAUCAGGAGGUCUCUCCCAGAUUUACUGAAGGAAGAAAGUGUUGUACUCCAUUGUGACAUUACAAAACUCUCCUCUAACGACCUCUACGUCACCUUUCAAGCCAACGGUGUUGACAUCUCUGAAAAACUGUAUGUCGAUCUGCCUGCAACCUCUGACCUUCAUUCAGUCACCAGGAGUUUCUCCAUCCCUCCAAGUUACCGGAAGAAAGACUUUCAUUUUACCUGUACUGUCCAUCAAGGCUUCACUGAUUCCACAUUUAAGUCAAAACCAACUGGCAACAUUUUUGAUGAUCCGUCGGUGGAACUUUUGGUUCCCAGUGAAGAGUCAGAACCACAGAGACUUGUUUGCUCCGGUCAUGGAUUUAAUCCAAAAGUGAAAUGGAUUUUUAACUCUCAGGAAACCUCAACAAACAAUGACUUCACCAUGGGGGAGGAUGGACGUGUAACAGUGACCAGUGAAUUUAAUAUCACCCAGAGCGAGUGGAAAACAGGAGAUGUUGUCACUUGUGACAUUUCUGAUGCAACUCUGAAGAGAAAGGUUCGCAAGGAUGCCAGCUUCUGCUCAGUUUAUACAAGUGGACCUCCUUGCAUUAGUAUGAAGACUCCCAGUUUCCAUUCUGUCAUGGAAGCUUCUAAAGUGAAAGCCACAUGUUAUGUUGACACAACCUUUGAUGCCACGGUGACCUGGGUGAUGGAUGGAAACAAUCCACGAGCAAACACAGUGAACAAAACACAAAACACAACUCAUAUAAUCUCUGAAGUGACUGUUGCAUCAAGACAGUGGAAGCAACUGAAGGUCAUAUCUUGUAAAGUUGACCACACAUGCUUUUCAUCUACCGAGAGCGUUAAAGUCAGAGGGCCUGCAGUCACCCCUCCAUCAGUGGAGAUCAGGAGGUCUCUCCCAGAUUUACUGAAGGAAGAAAGUGUUGUACUCCAUUGUGACAUUACAAAACUCUCCUCUAACGACCUCUACGUCACCUUUCAAGCCAACGGUGUUGACAUCUCUGAAAAACUGUAUGUCGAUCUGCCUGCAACCUCUGACCUUCAUUCAGUCACCAGGAGUUUCUCCAUCCCUCCAAGUUACCGGAAGAAAGACUUUCAUUUUACCUGUACUGUCCAUCAAGGCUUCACUGAUUCCACAUUUAAGUCAAAACCAACUGGCAACAUUUUUGACGAUCCUUCUGUGGAACUUCUUCUGGUUUCUAGUAAAGAUUCUGGACCACAGAGACUAAUAUGCUCUGGCCAUGGAGUUAAUCCUCAAAUUAAAUUUUUUCCUGAUCUAAUUCCCUUAAAUGAAGGCACCACCUUAAGAGCUGAUGGACGUGUUUCAGUGACCAGCGAAGUCAGUGUCACACAGACAGAGUGGAAAACUGGAAAAGUCCUCAUCUGUGAAGUGUCUGAUCAGACUUUGAAAACAAGUGCUAACGAUAGUCUCAGCUUCUGCUCAGGGGUUCCAGCUUCCUCCCAGAUCGUUGGUGUUUAUGUUCAGGGGCCUCCACUUCAGGAGCUGCUAAACAAAAGACAGGUGACUGUCACCUGUCUUCUGGUUGGGCCUCAGUUGGGAGAUUUUCUCAUCACUUGGAAAGUGAACGGGAAAAUACAAUCCUCAAAUGUACAUACAGAGCAACCAGUGGGGCACAGUAAUGGGACAGAGACCUUGAAAAGCUGCAUGCAUUUGUCACCAAGAGACUGGGACGCUUAUGAAAACGUGUCCUGUGAAGCAAAGCACCAGUGCUCCGACCAGGGAUACAAGGACCAAAUGAGCAAGAGCAAAGAUUUACUUCCGCCCACAGUGAAGAUAAUACAACCAACCGCCUCUGAGCUCGCCAACUCAGAUCUCCUCACACUCACUUGUCUGAUAUCGGGAUAUUACCCAUCCAAUAUCAUAGUGUAUUGGGAAGAGAAUGACCAGAAGCUGCCAUCAACUCACUUCACCAACAGCGGUGUAUGGACAUAUGAAGGGAGUAGCUCAUAUUCAAUGAGCAGCAAACUAAACAUAUACAAAACUCACGAGAAAAGCUUGACAUAUUCUUGUUUAGUCCUACAUGAGUCCUCUGAGAAUCUGUACAAAAGUACGAUAGAGAAUGUGUUUGCCACAGUGACGUACAGUAAACCUUCGGGCAUCUUGCUCCAGGGUAAAAACAAACUUGUUUGUUUGGUCUCCGGCUUCAGUCCAGCAUCUAUUAACAUUACAUGGUUCCUCGACGAAACUAAACAACUGUCAAACUUCAAUACUACCGAGUCCCAAAUGAGUCAAAAUGGAAAGUUCAGCAUCCAAAGCCACCUUCCUCUGUCUGCUCACAACUGGAUACCUGGCGCAGUCAUCACCUGUGUGGUGGCACAUGCAAACACGACACUAUUUCUGAAUAUAUCUAAUCCAGACACCUUGGAUGGCUGUAAUUUCUUAGAUGACAUCUUGCAUGCUGACAUUUACCAAGAUAUUGAUGUGGACAGCUGGUACUUGGUCUUAGCUUUCCUGCUUCUUUUCCUCAUCUCUCUUAUCUAUAGUGUUUCUUUGACCAUAAUUAAGGUGAGUCUACAGCCAGUCAUUUUGGUAUUCCAGAGCAAACUUGUUACUUAGUGCUUUUUUUCAGACCAUUUUAAAAAUGUAUGUAAUUAUUAUUACUAAAUAUUUGUACAUUGUACAAAUUAAAAUUGUAUUCUGUUUUUACCUUUCAGACUAAGUGAUGACCAGAAGACACAAACUUGCAUUUCUUUUUUUCUGUAAUUGGUUGUUUCUUUUUUGUCAUUCAGUAUAAUCAUCUGUAUGUAACAUUCAAAUAAUAUCCCAAUAAACUAUUUUGAGUGAACUGAA
Messenger RNA from Cynoglossus semilaevis (tongue sole), 4274 nucleotides. RefSeq lists its product as uncharacterized. The record is from RefSeq and is a predicted model, not a curated record. Bases 108 to 4040 code for a protein of 1310 amino acids. Lineage: Eukaryota; Metazoa; Chordata; Actinopteri; Pleuronectiformes; Cynoglossidae. The transcript has 16 exons.